Messenger RNA from Dendrobium catenatum, 1432 nucleotides. Its product is annotated as peptidyl-prolyl cis-trans isomerase CYP21-4. Gene Ontology annotation, molecular function: peptidyl-prolyl cis-trans isomerase activity. NCBI's taxonomy places the organism in Eukaryota, Viridiplantae, Streptophyta, Magnoliopsida, Asparagales, Orchidaceae. Gene Ontology annotation, biological process: protein peptidyl-prolyl isomerization. The coding region runs from base 318 to 1034 and encodes 238 amino acids. The transcript is spliced from 9 exons. The record is from RefSeq and is a predicted model, not a curated record.
AGUUGCUGCUACGCUUCGGGUGGGCAAAGUAGGGUUUCGAAGGCUCGCAUGCAUCUCGUGGAGUGGUGUUUUAAAAUAGUUGCUAAAGAGGCUUCUUCGCUUCCUUCGACGACGUCGGAUUGGAAGUAACGACGCGAGCUCGCUUGCUGCGAAUGUCUCUUGGAAUUCCAAACCGGCUUUUUAGAAUUCCAAGAAAUGUCUUUUCCCAUGCGGUGGCUCCUUGGCUUCCUCUCUCCGCAAGUGCCACUCCACCUGUAUCUUUCUUCCAAGUGCAGCAACUUUAGGGUGUCCUAGUUUUAUGAGUCAAGAAGAAACUUAUGGCAAGAAUCAAGCCUCAAGCAUUACUUAUUCAGAGCAAAAAGAAAAAGGCUCCAACUCGAGUCAGUCUCACAACGAUCAUUACAUGCAAUCUUUUAGUCAUCUUGGUUGUAUUAUCCUUGUAUGCAACCUACAAUCACUGGUAUAAAAGGUCAAUCAACAAACUUGAUACUGAAUUAAUAAAUUCUGAGCAUUCCAAUGAUACUGGGGAGCGGAAGAAAUUUGAUCUACCUGGCUAUGCUGUCAUGGAAACAUCCAAAGGUUCAAUCACUGUUGAACUUCAUAAGGAUUCCUCCCCUGAGGUUGUGGACAAAUUCCUUGAUUUAUGUCAAAAAGGAUACUUCAAAGGAAUGCGUUUUCAUCGUGUGAUAAAGCACUUUGUCAUUCAAGGUGGAGACCCUCACAACCUUGGAGCUGCUGAAGAAUGGACUCUCCAUAGAAAAUCCGAUGGUCAGCUUGAGACAAGGUUUGAUGCAUUCCCAAAGCACGAGGCUUUCAUGCUUGGAACUUCAAAAGCAAAAGCAAAUGCCAAAGGAUUUGAGAUCUUUAUUACUACUGCACCAAUUCCUAACCUAAAUGAUAAGCUUAAUGUGUUUGGGCGGGUCAUCAAAGGGGAAGAUGUUGUACAGGAAAUUGAGGAAGUCGAUACAGAUGAGCAGUAUCAGCCAAAGUCCAUCAUAGAAAUCAUUAACAUAACACUGAAGCAAGAGCCCUGAGUAACCUGCAUAAUGAGUUGCGAAUCACUUGUGGAUGGCUUUGUCUUGAUCUUACCGGCUUAUCCCAGGUUCUGUUGAACUUGAUAUGAUAGCCUUAUAUUUUUUCUGGAAAAGUACCGUUUCUUGAAUUGACCACAAAAUUCUAAAUUUCUCAGGUCUGUAACAUUUGUGCUGUUACAUUGUAUAGCAUUACAUACCACUUGACUGAACGUUUUGUGGUUGCCAUUAAUUUGCAUUGGAAUUGUGAUUUUUGUAAUCUUCCUCACUUUGCAUGAAGUUCGUAUUAUGUAUUGAUUGUUUUGUAAGAAAUGAUAAGCUUAGAAUUUCGCUGUAUUUCGUGAUGUUGUGAAAGGACUGGAUAUUCUUAGUAAAGCUAGACAUACUAAAGCUCAUUACAA